AUGACCGAAACGCUCACAGCCAACAAGCCGGCAACGACCCUCCUCCGGCUGGCCUCCGGCAACGGCCCCGUCACACGUACCGUCCUGACAACCCCCCUUCGCGAUGCCCUCCCCUCUGAGAUACCCAUCAUCGACAUAUCCGGAGCCUUCAGCGACGCCCUCGCCGACCGCGAAGUCGUGGCGCAGCAGAUCCGCGCCGCCGCCACGACCUCGGGCUUCUUCUACAUCGCCAACCACAACAUCCCCGCCUCGGUGACCGACUCGGCCAAGGCCGCCUGCCUCGCCUUUUUCCGCCAGCCGCUCGAGGCCAAGAUGCAAGCCCACGUCGGCCAGUCGCGCUACUUCAACGGCUACAAGCCGCCGGGCUCGCAGCGCAUCAACAAGUCCGAGUCGGUCGACGCCCGCGAGACCUUCAGCUGGACCUACGACCCGCGCUUCGACCCCGCGGCCCCGCCCGUCGAGGCCAUCCCGCCCGUGGCCCGCCGCUUCCUGCGCAUGGAGGACUUCCACUGGGACGCCGUGCGCGCCGCCUCGCCCGGGUUCCAGGACGCCGUCGUGCGCUACUGGCGCGCCUGCCUCGCGCUGGCCCGCGUGCUCGUGCGGUGCUUUGCCCUGUCGCUCGCGCUGCCCGAGGACUACUUUGACGCCAAGUUCGCCUUUCCCGAUGCCGCGCUCGCGCUGAACUACUACCCGUCCCUGCCCGAGUCGGCGGCGCAGGGGCCCUCGGCCUCCGCGAACGGGGGCGACGUCCCGGCCGAGGUCUCGAUCGGCUCGCACACGGAUUUUCAGCUGUUCACCAUGCUGUGGCAGGAUGACGUCGGCGGGCUGCAGGUGCUCAACCGCGACGGGCAGUGGAUCCGCGCGUCGCCGGUGCCGGGCACCUUUGUCGUCAACAUUGCCGACUACCUGCAGCGCAUCACCAAUGACCUGUACGUGAGCACGGUCCAUCGGGCUGUGAACCGCAGCGGCAGGGAGAGGAUCAGCAUGCCCUUCUUUUUCGGCUUCGGGCUGCAUGAGAGUUGUGCUGUCAUCAAGAGCUGUCUGAAGGACGGGGAGGUGCCGAGAUAUGAGGAGAUUGGAUGUGACGCGUGGGUGAAGAAGAGGGCCCAGGCCAUGCACAAGACGGAUUCAGAUGACGAAGAGGCAAACUGA
This is a messenger RNA of Verticillium nonalfalfae, 1152 nucleotides long. RefSeq lists its product as uncharacterized. Bases 1 to 1152 code for a protein of 383 amino acids. The transcript has a single exon. Lineage: Eukaryota; Fungi; Ascomycota; Sordariomycetes; Glomerellales; Plectosphaerellaceae. Gene Ontology annotation, molecular function: dioxygenase activity. The record is from RefSeq and is a predicted model, not a curated record.